CUUGGCGCUGGCGCGGAGGCUCCUGGGUGGAGCCUCCUUGAGGAGAUCCGCGCGGCACCGGAAGUGGUUGUGAGGAGGCGCGUGUGGGAGGAGGUGGGUCUCCGGCUCCCGGAGGCAUCCAGUCUGUUCCCUGGGCUAGCGGCAGUCUCGAGGGAGACGCACGUCCAGACUCAUCCUCCUGCCUCCGGACACCUUGGGGCUCUUCCAGCAUGGCCGGGGAGUCAGCCCGGGGACGACAGGAGACCUUCUCCCGCCUCCCUCGUCCUUCGCGCAGCCCUGCCGGCCGGGCUCGCGGAGGGGAAGGCCGGGGAGCUUAAACGAGGACCGCGGGCCCCAGUUGGCUAUGACCCAGGAUGAAAUCCAGGUUUCUCAGCCCAUUCCUGCGUGAUCCGGGUCCUGCCCCUCGUGUCUUCUCCUGUUUCCCCAGCCGACUGGGACUCCUUUCUUGGCUGGGGAUGCCUGAAAUCGUGGAUGGUCCCAAAUCCUGACUUUGUGACCCUCAAGGACGUGACCAUGGACUUCACCGUGGAGGAUUGGGAGCAGCUGGACCUGGACCAAGGGGACCUGUUCUGGGACACGGCCCUGGACAACUACCAGAGUCUCUUCUUACUGAACCCCCCGAGACCCAAGCUGACCUCCCGUCCAGAUGGUACGGAAGAGCUGGAGGCCCGGGUGAGAGGAAGUCCAGAAGCGACGGGCCCUGACAAGGCUGAGAGCAAGAACUCUCCUCGGCAUGAGGACUUCUCGGAAGAAGGACUCUCCCAGGAGAUGAUGGAGAUGUUUUCCAAGGACAGCCUCUGGAACUCGGAGUUGGCAGAAGCCUGCCUAGGCGAGAGCUGGUUAGAUAGUUUGCUAGGAGAUCCAGAAAGUCUUCCGAGGGCUGACACGGUUACCAGCAAGGAAAGUCCCCCGGGAUGCAAGAGUCAUGAACUUGAGAGAGGCCUCAGUCCCGAGUCCCCGCUCUUCACGGAAGGGGAUUCCGUGAUGCGUGAUCUUCCUGAAAAGAGCGUCUCACCAGCCAAGCCUCAGGAAUCUCGGAAUGACUCCGACUGCUACUCAGACCAGAGCCGGCAGGAUAUGACGGUGCAGGGAGGGGGGAACCCGUGCAAAUGUAGUGAAUGUGGGAAGAGCUUCAGCCGGAGUUACGACCUUCUUCAGCACUGGAUUACGCACGUCAGGGAGAAACCCACUGUGAAUCAAGAACACGAGAGAGGUUUCAGCCAGAGUUCUUGCCUCUUUGUGCGUCCGGUGACGCACACGGGCUACAAACCCUAUGGGUGUCCUAAGUGUGGGAGAACUUUUCGUCAGAAUGCACACCUCCUGCGGCAUCAGAAAGUUCACACCAGAGAAAAACCACGUGAGAGUCAAGAUGGCGACUGUCCCUCUGGCCAUGGCACGCAGCCUGUGGAGCAUCAGACCCACCCAGCUGGUAAAUCCUACAAGUGUAACGAGUGUGGCAAGAGUUUCAGACGGACCUUCCAUCUCGCUCGGCAUCAGAAGACCCACGCUCGGAAAUGCUAUGAAUGUGCCACGUGCAAGGCAACCUUCCACUUAAGUAAAUACCUCCUCCAGCAUCAGAAAAUUCACGCUGCCCAAACCACCUCCGAGUGUCAGGAAUGCGGGAAGGCCUUCAGGAGGAGCUCGGCCCUCGUCAAACACCAGUCUGUUCACACUGGGGAAAAGCCUUAUAAGUGCGACGAGUGUGGGAAACCCUUCAGCCAUGUCUUCACCCUAAAGAUCCACCAGAGAGCUCACAGUGGAGAGAAGCCUUACAAAUGCGGUGAAUGUGGGAAAGCUUUCUACCGGAACACUCACCUCCAUGAACAUCGGUGGGUUCACACGGGCUACAGGCCCCACAAAUGUCCUAAGUGCGUCAAGAGUUUCAGCCGGCCAUCCCACCUCAUCCGACACCAGUCCACUCACGCCCCAGAAAAGCCCUACAGCUGUGCCGAGUGCAAGGAGACCUUCAGCCAUAAGGAAUACCUCAUUCACCACCAGAAGAGCCACACCGUGGACGCCCCCUACGCAUGUCAGGAGUGCGGCGAGCGCUUCAUCUGCAGCUCGACCCUCACGUGCCACCAGAGCAUUCACACCAGAGAAAAACGAAGCCUUGAUGAGAGCGGGAGGGCCUUGAAUCAGAACCCGGAACAGAGAGAGCAUCCAGGGGUCGGCGAGAAAACCUUCAGCUGCAGCAAAUACCUGAGUCAGCACGAGCGGAUUCAUGCCAGGGUGAAGCCCUUUGAGUGUCAGCAGUGUGGGAAGGCCUUUGGCCAAAGCGCACAGCUCCUCUGCCACCAGGGGGUCCACUCCGGAGCGAGGCCCUAUGCGUGUGGGGACUGCGGGAAGGCCUUCCUCCAUGCCACCUCCCUCAGCAGGCAUCAGUCCACCCACAAGAGCGAGCACGCCUUCAGAUGUAACGAAUGUGGGAAGACGUUCAGCCAAAGUGCACACCUCUCAGAACAUCGGUUAAUUCACACCACAGGGGAACCCUUUAAAUGUGACAAGUGUGACAGAGUCUUUGCGCAGGGUAACCACCUUACUCAGCAUCAGAAAACUCACGCCAGAAAGAAGUCCUUUGAGUGUAAGGAAUGCGGGAAAACGUUCCGUCAGAGCUGGUGCCUUUCCAUUCACCAGAGAGUUCACACUGGGGAGAAGCCCUACGUGUGUGCCGAAUGUGGGAAAGCCUUUUCCCAGAAAACGAAUCUGACGCAGCACGAGAGGGUUCACACCGGGGAGAGGCCCUACGCCUGCCCUGUGUGCGGGAAAGCCUUUGGCCUCAGUGCCCACCUCAGCCAGCACCAGAGGAUUCACACCCAGGAGAAACCGUAUCAGUGCCGACACUGCCAGAAAGCCUUCCGCUGCUGCUCCGGGCUCAGCCAGCAUCAGCGAGUUCACGCUCAGAAGUAACAAGCAGCAAGACUACCCGUGGCUGCUGGGGGGCAGCGGGGUCCCAGGCAUCUGAGAACGUGGUCCUCCGAGGCCUGAAGUUGAAACCAUCACGUCGUAAGCUCCCUCCCCGCCAAUAAGUAAAUCUCUUCAUUAAUAAAGAUCGAUUAGAAAGUUUGCACACGAGUUUUGUUAAAAUGACGAAAACACAAAGUUGAGAAGCUGGGUAGUAGGGGGAUGCAGAGGUGGGCUCUAGAGCCAGUCUGCCCAGUUAAGUCCAAGCUCUGCCAUCUGCUACCCAAGUGACCUGGGGAGAGUCAUGGGGCCUCUCAGACCCUCUGUCUCCUCAUCUGUAAAAUGAGCACAGUCAUAGUUAUCUACCUCAGACAGCUGUUGUGAGGAUAAAUAAAUAGAUGAAAGCACUUAGAACAGAGUGCCUAGCACACAGUAAGUACUCACCAGGAGUGAGCUACAAAUGCGCAUCAGAUAUAAGAUAAAUAUACUGUUUUAUAUUAAAAGGAAGAGAAGAAUUAGCAACCCUCAAUCUCUAUUUUACUGCAGUUAAUAUUCUUACUAAUAUUAUGCAGAACUUCAACUUUUAAAGUUUUUUUGCCGACAUGUCCUUGGCUUAAUUUGGUUCCAACAACCCAGCACCUUGCUCUUUUUUUUAAGAAAACGUCUAGCCUUUUUCUUCCCUCCGUCUCUCUGCUCUGUUGUAAUAUUUUCUUAACUCACCCACAGACAGCCAGUAAGAGCAUGGAAGCUAACAUCAGGUGGCUAGAACUUUCCACUCUUGAGCUCCCAAGCCCCUCAGAAGGACCCUCUCCCACGUACACAUGCCGCCUCUUCCACUAAUCUUCGCCCAUUUAAGGCCAUUGGUUAUAACAUGAGGCCCAGUUUGUCAUGGGCGUUAAUGAUACUGGAGACGGCUAGAUUCAGUUAGGGGAGCUGCGUCGGGUAUUGCCACAUGGUUAACACAAUCUGUGCAGAUGUGCUUGGUGGUGAAAAUUGUGAUCCACGCAAAUGACUGCUGGAAUGUACCUCAUUCACUGUUUGUCCGGGCUGGCUGCUCCCCAGGCACUUUGCUGGCUCUGGGACACAGAGUGCCAGUAUGCUAAGCCCUGCCCUUGCCUCGAAGCUUCUGGAACCAAGGAAAUGGAUGGCCCCAUUUUCACAGAGGAGCCCUGUUCGUUGACAAGUGACAUCUUAAGAGGUCGCAUUCCCUCAUGUCACAGCAAGUUCUGGGGCCACUGAGGAUUGUCGGAGAGCCCAGUGAGGACACGAUCCUGAUGGAGCCUGGCAUCAGCUGCUCAGCUUGGCCAGGCCUGCUCCACAGCCGAGACUCGCUUCACGGAGCUGCACAACCAGUUGCUGCUUGACGGCUCCUCCUCAGCUCCGGGCUUCUGUGUCCCACUCACUACAUGACCUGGUCACACCUUUGCUGAAGCACAAACAGAAUCUCUUGAAGACAUGGGACACACACUUUAAUAUUGUUCACACUUUUGGUGCUAAAAACGUUUAGGAGUACGUGUUCUGUGCUUUAUAAUCCUCGCCCCUUGAGUUCUGUUGGUUGGUUUUGUUGUUGAAACUGGGAACUUACACUGGCUGAGCCUUGGGCCCAUCCCACAGUGAAGAGCUUACUGGUUUUCAGAUGGCCAGACGUUCCGCUCCCUGCACAUGGUCCCUGCCUGCGUACCCCCGUCCAGUCUGGGCGACAGGCCUGUUUUAUACCAAAGGGGCACCAGGGUGUUGUGGGUGAAGUAGCAGCGGGAACUCAAACUGAAAGUGUUCACUGAGAGUUUUGACACCAAACAAUAGAGCUCAGAGGCCCUGUGGAAAAUCGGCAGCCUCUGGGCGUGGGGCAGUCUCUGUAACUAAUGACCAGUGUGGCUGUGGGCCAGUGUCAAAACGCCCUUCAUGUGUGCAUGUUGGUUCUCAUUAAAGUUUCGAGUCUAAAA
Messenger RNA from Equus quagga, 4844 nucleotides. RefSeq names its product zinc finger protein 473 (gene ZNF473). Bases 472 to 2907 code for a protein of 811 amino acids. Lineage: Eukaryota; Metazoa; Chordata; Mammalia; Perissodactyla; Equidae. Gene Ontology annotation, biological process: regulation of DNA-templated transcription. The record is from RefSeq and is a predicted model, not a curated record. The transcript has 6 exons.